This is a messenger RNA of Limulus polyphemus (Atlantic horseshoe crab), 6729 nucleotides long. RefSeq lists its product as uncharacterized. Bases 893 to 5743 code for a protein of 1616 amino acids. Lineage: Eukaryota; Metazoa; Arthropoda; Merostomata; Xiphosura; Limulidae. The transcript is spliced from 3 exons. The record is from RefSeq and is a predicted model, not a curated record.
GAAUAUUUGAGUUUUCAACAGCAGAGUGCUCUUUACAGCGAAUCGUAAAGUUGUUCACUGGAAAAUUAGAUCACAAUUAAAGUAAUUUUGUAGUUUUUCUGUCCAAGGUGUGUUUCAGAAACAUCAUUUAGUUUGGUGUAACCGUUUCCUUUUGAACAUGACAGUUUCAAGUUGCAUUCCAGAUCAUGGUGCUUUAGUAAAAGUCGGAAAAAGGUCUAAGCUGCAUUUAAUAGCGUGAAAAAAAGUAAUUUCCAAAGUAAAGCACAUAAACACACACACACCGUGAUUCAGAACAGAUGUCAUGAUGCAAAGAAAUAUUAUUAUGAUUAUUAUAAUGAUCAUUUCAUUUGGAAGCUGUGGGUAAUGUUUCUAAUAAAGAACUUAAUAGCUCUGCAGGAUAAAUAUAGUCUAGUUAGUUCUCAAGUAAUCAAGGAAUAAAAAUUUUUAAUAGAGAAGAACAAUUGAGUUCAUUAGUACCGUCAUUAUAAAAUUGGUAAAAUUUAAAAAAAAAAAACGAAUCUCUUGUGCAGGAAUAGGAAGGUUAUCCAAGUGAUGACAAAAGAGAAUUGAACACUUCAGAAUUAAUUGAUGAUAAAAACAACAAAAAUUGAGAAAGCCUUGGAAAGUGUUUCAAAUUCUCGUGAGAGUUUUUUUUUUACACAAAGACAAUGAGAUUUUUGCUAGAAUAGACAAGUGAAUAUGCUCAAUUGCAUCAAGAUAAUAAUUAGUUCAACAUGCUACAGCUAACGAGUAAUACAAAUUGCAGGACUGUACAGACAUUCAAAACCAGACAGAAAAGUGAACCAAAGUACGAUGUGUCACUAAUGGUUUGUAGGCCAGAAACAAGAAUGAAGUCUUGCUAGGAAGGAGGAGAAAUAUCAAUUUAACUACGAUGAACAUCGCAGUAUCAGACGAGCAGAGCAGGAGCAAAUAUUUUACAAAAGAUGACGGAACAGCCGUUCACUCUCAAAGCAGAAGCAGUCCUACUUACGAAGGUUUUGAUAGUAACGUAGAAACUUCUUCGUGGUCGGAUGUAAGAGUGAAUGAUAUCUCUGUUGAUAUCUUCAAUACUGAUAGUCAAGAUGAUAAAAUGACAGAACCGUAUGUUUCUGAAGAUGAAUGCACACGGCUUGAAGAAGUUUAUAACGAGACUAGUUGUCAUGAGAUAAAUGCUAAUGAAACAACUGUUUUAUCUUCAGAUGUUUACAAAUCGGUUUUGUCUACACUAAAAGAAGUUAAUGAGAUGCAUCAUUUGAAAGAUCAACAUAUUUUUUUUUCUAAAACAAACAUUAAUGAUAAAAUGAAAAAACAAUAUGUUUUUGAAGAUGACGACACACGGCUUGCAGAAGUUGAUAACGAGACCGGUUGUCAUGAGGAAUUUUGUAAAACAAACGUUAGUGAUAAAAUGAAAAAACAGUAUGUUUUUGAAGAUGAAGACACACAGCUUGCAGAAGAUGAUAACGAGACCGGUUGUCAUGAGGAAUUUUGUAAAACAAACGUUAGUGAUAAAAUGAAAAAACAAUAUGUUUUUGAAGAUGACGACACACAGCUUGCAGAAGUUGAUAACGAGACUGCUUGUCAUGAGGAAAAUGGUAAUGAAACCCGUGUCUUAUCUUCAGACAUUUGCAACUCUGAUUUUUCUGCUCUAAGAGAAGUUAAUAAGCCACAUCAUUUGAAAUUAACAGAUCAAGAUAGAGUGUUUUCUAAAACAAACAUUGAUAGUUAUUCUUUCCCUAAAGAAGUUUAUCAACAAUCUUUAUUGAACAAAAUUCUAAGUAAUGAAAAAAACUGUAAAAUAAGUGUGACUAAUAAUACAUUUAGGCCCAAUCAAACAGUGAAUGGUGAAAAUGAUGAUAAAUGCACAUCCAUCAUUUCAACAACUAGAAAUGUUUUUAAUAAAAUAAGUGAAUCGAAUACAUCUCCUGAAAUAAACACAGAAAAUGAGACUUUUAGUUCGGUAAAAAAUAAAGUUGGCUUUAAAGAUAAUGAUUUCCAUUUAAAAAGAAAUUCUGUAGAGAAGUUUUUUUCUCAAAGAUUCGUAUUAAAGAAAGAUGAAGAACGAAUCAUAAAUGUAAAUAAUGAUGUUUUAGAUAAGGAUUUUAAAGGGGUUACUUCAUUACAGCAGUUAACCAAGAAAGAGAAAUUCUGUAAAGCUGAGGAUGAUGAAGUUAACCAAAAAUCUGAUCCCACCACCAUAAAAUAUUCUCUACAAAUAGAGAGAGAAUCCAGUCGAGUUGCACAAGAAAAUAUAAUCGAAGAGAUUAGUGGCAAGCACAUGAACUGUUAUAAGUGUGGAGAACAUUUUAUUUCCGAGGAGUAUCGUAAUAUGUGCACCAAGUGUCAAGCCAAGACUUUACAAGCGACACUGGUUAACACAGAGUAUAAACAAGCACCAACGCAUUCACCAAAACUACAAGCACAUUUGUUAGUCGAUGAGAAAUCGCAAGAUGAGGCUACCGGAUCUGUGUUUAAAGAAAACUCAAGAAGGAAGAGGACAUUAAAUAAUGAAUAUUUUUCCUGUAGUGAAGAUAUAGUUAGUCUAUCACCAGAUCAAAUGGUUAAAAGAAGGUGUUUGGAUAAUACGGGUUUAAAUGGCUCAAAAUUUAAACACCAAAGUAAACCGAUGCCAAAAAUAAAGAAGGAUAAUCUGUUGAUAAAAUACCUCUUAAGCACCAACCAGCAUGAAAGAAACACAAGCGGAAAGUUAUUAAAGCCUUAUGAAAUUAGCGAAAGUGAAAACAGGAUUGAGCCUGAAAACUGUGAAAAUUUGCAAGCCACACACUUGGUAGAAAAUAAUUACAAACAAGAAGAAAAUAAAAUUCACCCAAGACAGCUGGUGGAGAGUAAUGUAGUUUCUGACAACAAUUUAACAAACAAACAAAGAGAGAAACCACAAAUGCAGAAAGUAACUGAUACCAGUAAUUGUAAGCUUACUCGGACGAAUAAAAAUAUGAGGUUUGUAAUAAAGCAAGUAUGCAGUGGUUUGUUUUUAAAGAGAUUUGAUAAUGACGGUGGCGACUUUGAUGAUGUAAUCCAUGCAUCAGAAAAAAGUUCAGUUGAAAGUGAGACGCAGGAUGUUUGUGUCACCUUUAAAGAAGAUGGUAAUGAAAUGGAAACUAUCAUGAACACUUCAAUGAGUGAUGAGAAAUGUAUUCCAAUGCAUACAGCUAAUGUGGAAAAUAUACAUAACAACUUUAAUGGUCAGUCACUUAAAAUGGGCCAAAAGAAUUGCUCAAAACAUAAUUUUGUGGUUAAAGUAAAUAAAACUGUUGAAGAAAAACUGAAAUUAGAAGCUGUACGAGAGGAGGAAAUACAGAGCUUUGAAACAGGUAACAUAGGUAAAAAACUGUGCAGUUAUGGUGGAAAGCAAGGAGUCAUAAAAGACUUUAUACAUUUGAAUGAAAAGGAAUGUUUGAAUUCUGAGAAAACCAUUUCUGAUCAUGAAAAUCCAGAAGUUUCUCAACAUGUCUUAAAGAAAGAAACUGUUAAAGAAUCCCAAAAAUGCCCUGUUCCUCCAGAGAAAAUGGAUGCCUUGAAAUGUAUAGAAUCUAAAUCCAUUUAUGAAGAGCCUGAAUUGCAUGUUGAAAAUUCAUCAUUUGAAAAAUGCCCAGCUCCUCCAGAGAAAAUGGAUGUCUUGAAAUGUAUAAAACCUAAAUCCAUUACUGAAGAGCCUGAAUUACAUGAUCCAAAUUCUUCUUUUGAAAAAGAAGAAACUAAGCGAAAAAUCCAAGAAAAAAUAAUUAGUUUCUUGAAGGAAUCUUCUAAGUCAGUAACUCCCAUAGAUGAAUUAGACUGGCUAGCAGGAGCUAGUAUUAUAGAUUUAAAUUGUGGUCCUACACAAGCCAUAAAUUUGUUCACAAAUAAGUUACAAAAGAAUUUUGAAGAUCUUAAAAAGUUUGCUAUUGCACAGGAAGAUAUACCAGAAAUUACUGAAGAUUUAUUGGAGGAGAAGAAUCAUUUAUUAUCACAGAUCAAGAAGCAAGUAUUAUCACUAAGGCUCUUGAAAUCAACAGCAGACUAUCAGUCAUCAACUGUUCAGUGUGCUUCGAAGAAUGAAGAUGACACAUACAGGAACUCUGGGAUUACCAACAAGUACAUGGAUGGCAUUAGUCCUACAGAAUCAGGGUCUUCAUCUAAAUCUGUAAAUGUGGACUUGCACUCUUCACUUGGUGUAAAUAUGGAAAAUCAUAACUUGUCACAAGACCCAUCAUCAUCAUCACCUCAUCUUCAGAAUAAUUAUGUAAUUUCUAAAGCACUUUGUAACUCAGAUACCAGUGAUUGUUUUGGAAAUACUCUAGUUUCUUUGGCAUCAAAUACAUCCCGGAUGAAUUAUUCCAACUACCAAGACAGGUUCCAACUACUAAGGAAAGUUGCUGAGAAUUUUCAAGAUGCGGGUAUGUCUGUAAAUCUCACUCAAAAUUCUAGAUUGAAUGAAGCAUUUGAUUAUCAACCAUCUAGUCUGGUACCAGUUCAAAAGCAACAUCAUCAAACACUUGCACAAGAUACCAUGCAACUUCUUCAACCUGUUGAAAGCUUUGAUUAUCAACCAUCUAGUCUGGUACCAGUUCAAAAGCAACAUCAUCAAACACUUGCACAAGAUACCAUGCAACUUCUUCAACCUGUUGAAAGUUUUGAUUAUCAACCAUCUAGACUGGUACCUUGUCAAGAGAAGCAACAACAGAUGGUUAUUUCUAACAAUUCACAACAACAACACUACAGCAAGCUUUUUCAGUUACUUUCUAGUCAAAAAAGAUCAGUAACUUCAUAUUUGGCAUGCAAAGGAAAUACCGGUGGAGUUACUUCUCGACGAGAAGAUACAGCGUCCAGAGAGCAGCUACGGCAGUCUGACCUUACAGCCACUUCAACAUUAUCAGAACAGUGUGUUCUAAGUAUGAACCCUCAAAGUCAGCAGGCAACUAUAGGAAUUCCUUCAAACAUGUAUUAUUCAUUUCUGAAUAGUGCUAAUAUUUCUAAAGCAAAUAUUGGUCAAGAACAAACAGCUUCAACCACAAAUAGACUACUUCUAAACCAACAUGGUCAUUGUAGCUCAUGGCCAGCACUCCAAACACUUGACAAAAUAUUUCACCAAAGAACUAUAAAUAGUUCAAGGAAUUCUGCUUCUCCUGGGUCUGAAUGUACCUCUGUUAGUAGUAGAACUUCAGCAGAAAUGUGCUCCUCACCAAUUUUAGAAAGUGAAUUGAGAAAUGGACAUUUAAAUAAUAAUUUCGAUGUUUUGUUAAUGUCACCCAUCCAUCAAAAUCUGAAUGAAAGAACAGAAGAAACUCGACAAAAGGGUCCUCGCUCUGCUCUUGCUUAUAUUCCACAGCUGCAAAGAAGAGCUGUGCAUCAAAACCAUCCCUAUAAUUAUCCACAAGAUUUUUCAAAAACAGGAGAUAGAGCUAACAUACCAGGAAGUUAUUCUCCAUCAAAUAGGUUUGUCAAUCAGCAGGUUAGAACUUCUGGAAGAUCAUUAACUCAUCAACCUUGGAAUGAUUUAUCCCAUUUCAGAACAUUUGAGAGAGUGCCUAAUGAGUACUCUCAAACAAGUACAACGCCUAAUCCAGAAAUCAACAGAAGUCCUCAGAAUGUGUCUGCAAAGUGUAAUUUAUGUGAAAAAACAGCUAAAUAUCAAUGUACUGGAUGCCAUUCUGCUAAAUAUUGUGGACAAAGUUGUGCUUAUGUACAUUGGAUUAUCGGACACUCAAACGAAUGUAGAAUUCUGAAUGAGAUCAAUAGAACAUGACAACACAAGAAUUAAAAAUGAUUUUAGUAAAGCUUAAAAUACAUAUUAAUCAAAGAAAUUGAUAAACUGAUACUUGAAUAUGUAUGUGAAAGUAGUGCUUUAUCAAAAAUGGGAGUCGGAAAGAGUGAUGGUUUGACACCUUAAUCCUACACCUCAAACAGUAAAAAAAAAACAAUUGGGGUUGAAACCUUCUUAAUGCUUGACUAGCAAUGGAAGUGCAAUGCAUAACAUCCUUUUAGUGUCACUAAGAAAUAGUAAAAGUUACAGAGUAUGACAACUUCCUAGUGUUUCACAUCAAACAGUGGAAGUGACAGGGCAUGAUACCUUCCUAGUGUUUCACAUCAAACAGUGGAAGUUACAGAGUAUGAUACCUUCCAAGUGUUUCACAUCAAACAGUAGAAGUGACAGGGCAUGAUACCUUCCUAGUGUUUCACAUCAAACAGUAGAAGUGACAGGAUAUGACACCCUUAUAGCAUUUCACAUCAAACAGUGGAAGUGACAGGGCAUGAUACAUUCCUAGUGUUUCACAUCAAACUGUGGAAGUGACAGGGCAUGAUACCUUCCUAGUGUUUCACAUCAAACAGUGGAAGUGACAGGGCAUGAUACCUUCCUAGUGUUUCACAUCAAACAGUGGAAGUGACAGGGCAUGAUACCUUCCUAGUGUUUCACAUCAAACAGUGGAAGUGACAGGGCAUGAUACCUUCCUAGUGUUUCACAUCAAACAGUGGAAGUGGCAGGAUGUGACACCCUUAUAGCAUUUCACAUCAAACAGUGGAAGUGACAGGGCAUGAUACCUUCCUAGUGUUUCACAUCAAUCAGUAGAAGUGAUAGAGCAUGACACCCUUUAGUAUUUCACAUCAAACAGUGGAAGUGACAGGGCAUGAUACCUUCCUAGUGUUUAACUUCAAACAGUAGAAGUGACAGAGCAUGAUACCUUCCUAGUGCUUCACAUCAGUGGAAGUGAUAGGGCAUGAUACCUUCCUAGU